Messenger RNA from Bradysia coprophila, 819 nucleotides. RefSeq lists its product as uncharacterized. The record is from RefSeq and is a predicted model, not a curated record. Lineage: Eukaryota; Metazoa; Arthropoda; Insecta; Diptera; Sciaridae.
AUGAGUCAACAAACACUUAUAACGCGAAUAGCAAAAAAUCGAGUUAGUGCUAUCAAGAAGGGGAAACAUUUGCCAUCAACUUUUCGCAAUAAACUCAUUGCGGCAGUACGUCCCAAUAAAAUAGCAACGGUAAAUUUUUUCGCCGACAUUAGCGACAUUACCGGCGAUCGUCAAUUAUUUCCAGAUGAUCAAGACACGACAGCAGUUUGUCAUCAUGCGCUAUUAGCAACGCACACCGUUAACGAAGAUGAUCUUCUAUCACUGUCUCAAUCCAUCUAUGAAAAUGUAAACGACGAUGGUGUGCUUCAGGCGUAUUACGUGUCUAAAGACAAUUCGCGUUACAAUCGAAUCGAUGCCGUUUGCAUUAUCAACAUCUUGCGAUUUGCCUAUGCACAACGACACGAACGUUUUGUUCAACGUUCCGAAGAUUAUGUUUUCGACUGGCUAAUCAGCGGAAAGUACAAAUCUGGCACGAUCUACUAUCCCAGUGCUUAUACAUUCCUGUAUUUCUGUUCGCUGUUGGCAUCGACAAAUUAUCAGACUAAGAUUAGGUUCAUGGAUACGCUACGGCGGGAGUUUGAUCAGAUCAAACUAGAAGACUUAAAAUAUCCCUUGGACUACGCUCAAACCAUAUUAACAGGCGCGAAAAUUGGAUUGUACGAUGAAAGUUUGAUCGAAAAAUUAUUGGAAAUGCAAAAUAUGGAGGAUGGAAGUUGGCCGGCCGAUGCUUUGUAUUGUACACAUCGUGUAAAAGUUUAUUAUGGAUCAAAAUCCAUUUCAACGAUAUUGUCCGUUUUAGCGCUUAUGGAAACGGUUUAG